GUACUCGAGUACCGGUGGUAUGUCCGAGGAGCUCUUACAGUAAUUUACUGCUAAGUGACCGGUACGGUGGACAAUAUUUUACACCAUUGCCACACUUGGACCAUUACCAAUCUCGAAACAUUCUACAGUACUGUACUGUACAAGUAUCAUACUCGUAGGGAACCAAAAAUGUACCAUACAAGUACUGAUGCUCGACCACCAUGCCAUAAUAACACACGUGCAGCUAUCACAAGCAAGGGCUUGGCGCAGAGAAACGAAUACAAGCAGAAAGUCCAUGCGCGAACAGAAAUAUCGCUUAAAUACUGUCGCGCGUUGAGCCCCGAGUCCCUCUCCUCCUCCACCCAUCUUCCCACCCUUCUAUUCUCCAUCCCACCAGAAAUACCGGUACUCGGCAUGACUACCCCUCAACCGGCCGAUUCCUCUGAGGCCCCUUUCGGUUAUACCAAUCUAGGACAACCCCGCAGGCGUCCCCUUUCCGGUAGGGAAGGCUUCUGUCCCGUUCGGGAGUGUCAACGCAAUUUCAGACACCGCCUCAAUCCUAGGCAAGCCAUCUGGCAGCAUUUGGCCCACUACCUAAACCCCACGUGCGCGGAGGGGUUACCCUCCUCCCCUUUCAGACAAGCACAUGCCAAAAUGCACGAACAAAUGAAAGCAGAAUUGGCAAGCUCGAGGCUCACAGGCAACGAGAGAAAGGAGCGGCAGAAGGAAAGUAAAAAGAAAUGGGUGGAGAAGAAUACGGAAAAAAGAGCACUCUCUUUGAAAAAGUCGAAUCUUAGAAAGAAAGCGAAGAAAGAGUUGAAGAAGGAAGGAAAGGAUUUGACGGAACAGGCUAUCGGGGAACUGGUGGAAAAAUGGCACGCAGCAGGAACAGCGAACUAGAAAAUUGAAAUCCUCACCAAAACAGCACGAGGCAAGAAUGGGAGAUCAAUCAUUUGCUCUAUCAUCUCGUGAGAAGCUGGUAUCAUAGAUAAAAAAUUGAAUAAACAACCUUACCCCC
Messenger RNA from Tuber melanosporum (Perigord truffle), 997 nucleotides. RefSeq lists its product as uncharacterized. Lineage: Eukaryota; Fungi; Ascomycota; Pezizomycetes; Pezizales; Tuberaceae. The record is from RefSeq and is a predicted model, not a curated record. The transcript has 3 exons. Bases 169 to 879 code for a protein of 236 amino acids.